Molecule: messenger RNA, 384 nt
Organism: Candidula unifasciata
Lineage: Eukaryota; Metazoa; Mollusca; Gastropoda; Stylommatophora; Geomitridae
Source: the annotation of a GenBank genome assembly
AUGUUUGAUAUAGUCCAGGAUUUGAGUGAUAUAGUCCAGGACUUGAGUGAUAUAGUCCAGGAUUUGAGUGAUAUAGUCCAGGACUUGAGUGAUAUGGUCCAGGAUCUGAGUGAUACAGUCCAGGAUUUGAGUGAUAUGGUCCAGGACUUGAGUGAUAUAGUCCAGGACUUGAGAGAUAUAGUCCAGGACUUGAGUGAUAUAGUCCAGGACUUGAGUGAUAUGGUCCAGGAUUUGAGUGAUAUAGUCCAGGACUUGAGUGAUAUAGUCCAGGACUUGAGUGAUAUAGUCCAGGACUUGAGUGAUAUAGUCCAGGACUUGAGUGAUAUAGUCCAGGACUUGAGUGAUAUGGUCCAGGACUUGAGUGAUAUAGUCCAGGACGAGUGA